Messenger RNA from Parasteatoda tepidariorum (common house spider), 2919 nucleotides. RefSeq lists its product as uncharacterized. Gene Ontology annotation, molecular function: nucleic acid binding. Gene Ontology annotation, biological process: DNA integration. The record is from RefSeq and is a predicted model, not a curated record. Lineage: Eukaryota; Metazoa; Arthropoda; Arachnida; Araneae; Theridiidae.
AUGGGGGAGGGAAUAAGAGAAGAAGUAAAGGAUAAUUGUGAGGAAAAUGUACACUACCUACCUCAUCGUGCACUUAUAAAACCGAAUAGCACCACCAAAAUUAGACCCGUAUUUGAUGCUUCAGCUAAGGCCGAAGGUUUUCCAAGUUUAAAUGAUUGCUUAGAGAAGGAUGAAAAUCUUAUUGAAUUGAUACCAAGCAUUUUGAAGCGAUUUUGGACUGAGAGAAUUGGUGUCGUUUCAGACAUCCUUAAAGCCGUCUUACAAAUCGGACUUACUGAAACUGAUAGGAAUUACCUAAGAUUUUUGUGGCUUAGUGAUGAAGGCUUGAAGAUUUACAGGCAUUGCAGGAUAGUAUUUGGAGUCACCAGUAGACCAUUUCUGUUGUCCUCAACUGUCAAAUACCUUCUGAUGAAUGUUUUGAAAGAAAUAAGGGAACAAAGAUCUACUUAUCCUGAAUAUGUUGUACAAAAACUAAUGAAAAGUUUUUAUGCAGACAAUUGUGUCACGAGUGUCAAGGAUAUAGAAGAAUUGAAUAUGUUUGAAAGAGUUGCUAAUGAAAUAAUGGCAAGGAGAAAAUUCGAUCUUAGAGGGUGGGAGUACACCGACUUAACCGAGGAAACUUCACAGCCACCUACAAAUGUUCUUGGUAUGAGCUGGGAUAAGAAAUAUGAUACUCUUCAAGUGAGUACAGGUUGCAUUAAAGAGCUUAACAUUGAGAAAGUAACGAAGAGAACCAUCCUGUCAGCUGCACAUAGACUUUUUGACCCCUUGGGUAUGAUCUGUCCUGUAACGUUGAUCCCAAAAUUGCUUCUUCAGAGCAUUUGGAAGUUGAAACUGAAUUGGGAUGAUGAUGUUGAGGAAAACAUCAGAAGAGAAUUUCUGAAAUGGAUUGAAGGUGUACUGUAUAUUGAGAAAAUUAAUAUUCCAAGGUAUUUUGGACUAAGUGGAGCCAAGAAGUCUUCCAUUCAUUUCUUUUGUGAUGCAAGUAACUUGGCCUACGCUGUGGUUGCUUACAUUAGAGUGGAGUCUGAGAAUAAUGUACGAGUUCAAUUACUACAGGCGAGAAGUAGAGUAGCCCCUACAGGAAAAGGAGAAAUUACCAUAGCACGACUUGAACUUCUGGAAGCAACCAUUGCAUCUCGUCUUUCAACCCCAAUUUUGUCUGAGUUAACUCAUGAUGAAGUGUUUUUUUGGUCAGAUUCCACAACUGUUUUGGCCUGGAUCAAAAGAAGUGAACCAUGGGCCAUUUUUGUUUAUAAUCGAGUGCGUGAAAUCAGAGAGCAAACUGAUGUUAACACCUGGAGACAUGUUCCUGGAACGAUGAACCCAGCUGAUUUGCCAAGUAGAGGAUGUUCUGCACAACAACUUCUGCGAUUGCAAUGGUCAGAGGGUCCCAGUUGGUUGCACUUACCUCAAGAUUUGUGGCCUUCGUCUGAAGAUGUCGUUAAUGAGGAGGAAAGAAAGGGAGAUCUUUCUGUUAAGGAAUUAGAAGAAGCUGAGAAAACUACUGUAUACUUAAUACAGCAGGAGUCAUUUACAGGAGUUUCAGAUAAACGCCUUAAAACUCUAGAUGUAUUUAUUGAUGAGAAAGAAAUCUAUAGAUUAAAAACAACGGUAUAUAAAAGAGAUGAUUUUGAAGAGUUUAGAACACCUGCUAUUUUACCUGGAGAAAAUUCUAUAGUAAAACGUUUAGUACUGUUUGAAAAUAAGAAAAAGGGACAUGCUGGUGUUUCCUACACAUUGAAUUCUCUUAGAGAAAGAUUUUGGCUGCUGUGUGGUAGAAGAACAGUAAAAUCUGUAUUGAGAUCUUGCGUAGUCUGCAAGCGUUUUUCUGCCAAAUCUGUAGAUCCACCAACUGCAUCACCACCAGCUGAUAAAGUUCAAGAUGCAGCUGUUUUCCAAGUAACGGGAGUGGACUUUGCUGGUCCUGUGAUUUUGAAAGACAAUUCAAAGGCCUGGAUAUGCAUUUUUACCUGUGCCGUUUAUAGAGCUACGCAUCUUGAAUUAGUCACAUCACUAUCAACUGAGGCAUUUUUACUAUGUUUCCAUCGAUUUGUUUGCAGAAGAGGAAAACCUUCGAUUGUAUACAGCGAUAACGGAACGAAUUUUACAGGGAGUGUAAAGGCAUUAUCUUGCAUUGAUUUUAAACAGGUUUUUAUUAAGGCGAGGGAUCAGCAGAUUACCUGGAAAUUCAUACCUCCUAGUGCUCCCUGGUGGGGAGGCUUCUGGGAAAGGCUUGUUGGAAUGAUGAAAGGUCUGCUGAAGAAAACCUUAGGUCGAGAUAGUUUAACAUAUGAAGAAAUGCAAACAGCUUUAUGCAACUGUGAGGUCAUUUUGAACGAGAGACCUUUGACAACUGUGUGUUCUGACGCCAGUCUUACUGCUCUUACACCUGCAGACUUCCUAAAAGAGAAAAAACCCAGCUUUGUUCCGGACAUCAAAACCAAAACUGAUCCCAAUCAUCUGCGAAGGAGAAUACAAUACCUACAAACAAUUAGAGAAGCUUUUCGAGUAAGGUUUCGUCAAGAAUAUUUAGGCGCCUUGUGUACUAGGCAGAAAAAGAACACCUUUCAACCAUUGAAAGUAGGUGAUAUUGUGAUCCUUGGAGAUGAUAACAAGAAAUGGAUCUUAUGGCCACUCGGAAAAGAGAUGGAAACAAUGCCGGGUACUGAUGGAGUUGUACGCCGAGUGAGAAUGAAAACUAAACAAGGAGAGCUAAUCAGAGCAGUACAAAGGGUGCAUCCUUUAGAAAUUUCUUCCAGUGAAAGUUUACCAGUUGCUAAGUGUGAGAAAUUUAUUGCCAAUAACAGUAGAAAGGACAACAUUCCAGUUUCUUUGAAAGAUAAGAGCUUUGCAAAAAUUCCCGUUGUGACUAGGAGUGGACGAGCUGUUAGAAAACCUGACAAACUAUCUUUAUAA